This is a messenger RNA of Falco peregrinus (peregrine falcon), 1464 nucleotides long. Its product is annotated as long-chain fatty acid transport protein 6-like. NCBI's taxonomy places the organism in Eukaryota, Metazoa, Chordata, Aves, Falconiformes, Falconidae. Gene Ontology annotation, molecular function: long-chain fatty acid-CoA ligase activity; long-chain fatty acid transmembrane transporter activity. The record is from RefSeq and is a predicted model, not a curated record.
AUGCAGACAGUGGGAAAGAUUCCCUACAAGCCAUUCCUCAUCUACAGAGGGAAGGUGCACACCUAUCAGAAUGUGAACAGGAGGAGUAACACAGUAGCACAGGUCUUCCUACACUAUGGGAACCUGAAAAAAGGCAACACUGUGGCCCUGCUGAUGGAUAAUGGACCUGACUUCAUCCACGUGUGGUUUGGGCUGGCCAAGCUGGGCUGCGUGGUGGCUUUUCUCACUUUCAACAUCCCCUCUAGAUCUCUCCUGCACUGCAUUAAUACAUAUUCAGCAAAAGCACUGGUGAUAGGAGAAAGUUAGUUACAUAUUGUUUUUGACUUACUAAUGAAUCUCCUGGAAAAUAAUGCUGCUGUCUGGCUGAUGAGCACCAGUUUUCCUUUCCAGCAUGUUCACAUCAUACAAGACAAACUAGACAAGGUGCUGGAUCUAUCUGUCUAUCUCAAAGAUGUCACUAACACAAGAAACACAGCUAUGUAUAUCUUCCCAUCGGGAAGUGCAGCAUUCACUCGGUGUGGUGCAGUUUCUCAGGAUAUUAUGUAUCUCACUUUUCCCUUGUAUCACAUCAGUGCUUCCGGCAUCGGUGGAUGCACUGAAUUAGGAGCAACUUGUGUUUUGAAGAAGAAAUUUUCUGCAAGCCAGUUUUGGAAUGACUGUAGAAAAUACAAUGUUGCCGUGUUUUUGUACAUGGGAGAACUCCGUCACUACCUUUGCAACCAGCCCACUAAAGAAGAGGACAGAGUUCACAAAGUGCACAUUGCUCUAGGAAGCAGUUUCAGACCUGCUGUCUCAAAAGAAUUUCUGAUGAGGUUUGGCCCAAUUAAAAUAUUUGAAUUCUAUGGGUCCACAGAAGGAAAUCUUAGUUUCUUGAACUAUCCUAAUAAAAUAGGAGCUGUGGGCCAUGCUGGCAUCUUUUCAAAGCUCCUACGUUCUUUUGGGUUGUUGAAAUACAACGUCAGGAAACAAGAACUUAAGAAGGAUGAAAAUGGUGGAUGUAAGAAAGUGCCCAUAGGUAAAUCUGGUCUUCUAGCUGUGCAAGUUACUCAGGAUGCCCCAUUUUCUGGAUACAUGGGAAAUACCUCAGAAAAGAAAUUCCUUCAUAAUAUGUUUGUGAAAGAAGAUGUGUAUUUUAACACAGGUGACCUCCUAGUGAUGGAUGAGGAUGUCUUCCUCUACUUCAGUGACCAUGUGGCAGACACUUUUGGGUGGAAAGGAAAAAAAAAUGCCACUAUAGAAGUUGCAGACAUCAUUGGUAUGAUGGAUUUUGUCCAAGAAGUUAAUGUUUACAGCAUAAAAAGCUAUGAAGGAAGAACAGGCAUGGCAGCUGUUGUGCUUAAACCUGACCAACCCUUCAAUGGAGAAAGACUUUAUAAGUAUGUUGUGGACUUCCUUCCAACUUAUGCCCAACGAUGCUUUGUGAGAAUCAUGGAUGACCUUCUGCAACAGGACACGAGAGCAUGA